Aspergillus niger is the source of this 690-nucleotide messenger RNA. RefSeq lists its product as hypothetical. The coding region runs from base 1 to 690 and encodes 229 amino acids. NCBI's taxonomy places the organism in Eukaryota, Fungi, Ascomycota, Eurotiomycetes, Eurotiales, Aspergillaceae. The transcript has 5 exons. The record is from RefSeq and is a predicted model, not a curated record.
AUGAAUGUUGCUGGCUGGCUUGUCCGGCCCAUCCGCCAUGAUGUCACUGGGUCUGCUGCAACCGGGGAUUCGGAACCGAUCGUCUCCCGCGCCAAGCUCAACUCAUCGUCCUCCCUCAUCCGACUGGCGAACAAGAACCUUCAACCUGCCGAUGUUCGUUCCCGUGGCCUCCACGGCAAUCCAGCCUGCCUAGUCGGGCCCAACUUGGCCAGACGACAGGUCAAAUCGAGGUCUUCACCUCACGGAUGGAUGGCCGCGGCUCAGUCUGGGGCAGUCUUGCUGCCAGCACGACAUGCAGUCCUACCUGGAUACUCUACUCUGUACAUGCAACAGCACGGAAACAUGUUUCCAGCAGCGCCAAUUAAAGUUACGGGUCCGCGGCUCUCUGCAUAUUUCUACCAAUUGACAAGUGUUUCGGUUCACUGUGUGCCCGAUGACUGCCUGGCUCAGACUGUGAUCAAGCAUAAAAAGCAGUCUGCAUGCGCACAGAGGUGUAACGAUACUGGACAGAUGAUGCGGCUACCCCUCCUGACCGACAGGAGUUGGAUGAACGUUCAAUCAAAGCCCGUCGCCCACCGCCAGGCAGUCGGGAUGCCGCCUAACCAGAUGAAGCUGAGUGCGACAUGGCCAUUGUGUGAUAUCGCAUUCCAUAGGCCGAUUCACCAAGUGCACUACGCUCUUUCCAGCUGA